AUGGCAGUCGACGAUGUACAGGUCGGUGACGUGGUCAACGUCCCCGGUGGCAUGUAUGGGACGAUCAAAUAUUUGGGAUCGGUAGCGGGGAAGCCUGGAAAAUUUGCAGGAGUUGAAUUGAGCGCCGAGCACGCAGCACGAGGCAAGAACAAUGGCGAUGUGGACGGCCGAAAGUACUUCACAACCUCGAUUCCAGGCUCUGGCAUAUUUGUUCCCAUGAAUAACAGCAAGUAUGUCACACGCCGAUCUACGGGAAUUUCUGCCCCGUCUACUCCUGCACGUGGAGCACCGGUCAAUUUCAGCAAAUCCGUCGGCGCAUCUCUCGCUACACCGCGUCCUCGAGUCCGACGCCCCUCUCUUCCCCGACCCGAGUCCCCUCGCGUACCCCCUCCAAAACUGAGCCUUGGUGGUUUGCGUACACCAUCGGCGGCAUCCAGGACUGGUGGACUCAAUGGUGGCAUGCGUAGCCCUGUCAAGGCGCCGUCUCGGCUGUCUGACAGACCCUCGUCGCGACUUAGCAUUGAUGACGACGCUUCGUCUUAUGGACGCCCAUCGGACUCCCGCCGACCGCUUUCAUCAGAAACCCAGGACUUGAAAGACCAGAUCAAGAGUCUAGAGAAACAGCUUCUAGACCGAGAUAAGCAGCUUGAGGAGCAAUCUAGAACUUUGGGCGAGUUCCAAGCUACCUUGGAGGAAUUGGAGGGAUCAGAAGGACACUCGAUCCGUACACAGCUGCGCGAACGCAAUGAGCGAAUCAACCAAUUGACGGCCGAAUUUGACGGCCAUCGUGCAGAUUUCAGAAGCACCCUCGAUACACUGGAAAUUGCAGCUUCUGAGACAGAGCGUGUUUAUGAGCAGCGCCUCGAAGAGCUUAUGCAACAGAACAAGGAACUGCAGGACCGCGGGGAAGAUGUCGAGAUUGUUGCGCAGCAGCUCAAGCAGUUGGAAGAGCUGGUGUCAGAAUUGGAGGAAGGCCUCGAGGACGCCCGACGUGGAGAGGCCGAAGCUCGGGCCGAAGUCGAGUUCCUCCGCGGUGAAGUUGAGCGAACAAAGCUGGAGCUCAAGAAGGAGCGUGACCACUCUGCGGCCGCGCUGAAAGAUGCCCACGCUGCGGCAGACAGCUCCCGGAGUAGUAGUGACUUGGACCAGAAGGACGAUGAGAUCCGAGGACUCAAGGCUAUCAUCCACUCUCUGAGCCGCGGAAACCCCGUUGCAGCCGGCUCAGCGAACCAUGAUAACAAUGCGGAGCAAAUUGCUCAGUUAGAAUCGCGAAUUCUAGAGGUCGAAGAGUUGACCAUCCACAAGGAUGAGCGGAUCGAGGAACUCGAGCGUGAGCUUCAAGAAAUGCAGUUGCAGUCUCGCAGUGGUCGCAACCGCAGUUCUACCGUCACUCUUUCACCCAAACAACACAAGCCAUCGCACUCUGCCGGCAACAUCUCCCAUGACUCAAACAACAACAAUCCUCACCGUCUCUCUGACCGUACAGUGGUCCCAACCGACUGGCAUGAUGCUCCAUCCGAGCCCCGCCACCACCGUGGUAUUUCCAACUCUUCCCAGCCGCGGCUGGAGACCAUGCAUGAAUCCGAACGCUCUUCCGAUGAGGAUCCCAUGUGGUGUGAAAUCUGCGAAACGGCUGGCCAUGACAUCUUGAACUGCACCAGCAUGUUCGGCUCCGGUAAGAAGUCCACUGAACAGAAGAAGCCUGCAGACCACGCCGACGAUCCCGCCGACGAACUUCCAAUUGAGAAGACGGAGCCUCUCCAACCUAAAGCAACUGGCGAUACUCCCCCCGCACUCAGGACUGGACGAGAAGUCGUCAUGGAGGGACUUAAAGGCAUCGGCGGUCUUGGAUCAUCCAUGGCUCCUAUUGCCGGUAAGUCAUCGGGAGUCAUCGACGAGUCUAAGUGGUGUGCCCUCUGUGAGCGCGACGGCCAUGAAAGCAUUGACUGCCCGUUUGAUGAAUAA
This is a messenger RNA of Penicillium bovifimosum, 1965 nucleotides long. RefSeq names its product CAP-Gly domain containing linker protein BIK1. The record is from RefSeq and is a predicted model, not a curated record. NCBI's taxonomy places the organism in Eukaryota, Fungi, Ascomycota, Eurotiomycetes, Eurotiales, Aspergillaceae. The transcript has a single exon. The coding region runs from base 1 to 1965 and encodes 654 amino acids.